Gloeophyllum trabeum ATCC 11539 is the source of this 240-nucleotide messenger RNA. RefSeq lists its product as uncharacterized. The record is from RefSeq and is a predicted model, not a curated record. The transcript has a single exon. The annotation marks the transcript as partial. NCBI's taxonomy places the organism in Eukaryota, Fungi, Basidiomycota, Agaricomycetes, Gloeophyllales, Gloeophyllaceae.
GAUGAUUUAGACGCUUGCCCUAUCCCUACUCUACAUGCCAUCAGCGCAAUGGGAACUAAACUUUGCUUCUACCGCCAUCAGAAUGGCGUCAUUGAGCCUCCUUUCAUCCCCGGUCACCCGGAGGUGCUUUUGGACACGGCACCUCGAGAACGCUGGGACUGCGAUGUCCUAGAGGAGGCGGGUAUUGAAAGACUCCGGGCGGUGGUGGAAGACAUCAAGCAGAGCUGUGCGGGUGUUUAA